Molecule: messenger RNA, 1581 nt
Organism: Didymodactylos carnosus
Lineage: Eukaryota; Metazoa; Rotifera; Eurotatoria; Philodinida; Philodinidae
Source: the annotation of a GenBank genome assembly
AUGGCAACCAGUGAUAAAAAACAUGUAAUGUUAUCGUAUCAGUGGGAUAAUAAAGAAUUAGUAUCAGGGAUUUAUAGUCGUUUGAAAGCACAAAAUAUUCGUGUCUGGAUGGAUAUUCAAGGGGGAAUGAAGAUACAUUUAGCUGAAAGCAUGGCUGAAGCAGUGGAAAAAGCUGCUGUUAUUUGCUGUUUUUUAACACCCAAAUAUCAAGAGUCUAAAAACUGUAAACUUGAAUUGCAAUAUGCCAUUGGUCGAAAUGUUCCAGUUAUACCGUGUAUGAUGUGUGCCGACUAUAAACCAUCAAACUGGCUUGGUAUUACAUUAGCUGAUGUUAUUUGGCUUAACUUUCGUCAACUGUCAAAUGAUAAUAUGGAUUUGAAAGUGGCCGAGUUGAUCGAUCGAAUUCGUCUAUGUGUGGGUGAUAAAUUCGAUUUAUUAUUGGAUCAACAGAUUUCGGUUCAAAAAGAUACUGAACGAAAACCAGGACGAAUAAAAUCAGCAACUGUUGGUGAGACAAAAAAUAGAUUAGUAUCGAAGCGUCCGCCGUCAGCCCUACACAAAUUAUCCACUCAGACCAUUCCCGAAACACCUUUUAUUGAUUACAAAGUUGAUUAUAGCACCAAAAUAUCAAAGCCAGUUCGUGAAGGACCAGAAAUACAUAUCGACAACGUUGGUGAUCGUAAACUAACAAAAUAUAAAUGUGAAGAUGAUUCAAUUGUGCGUUUAAUACUUGGUAGUAAUACAUUGGUGACAUGUAAUCAAGAAUGGUUUAGUCGUGAUCAAAAGUUUACAAAUUAUUUUUUUAUACCAAAAAUAACAUUUUCAAAUACCAGUGAUAAACCAGUGUCUAUUAUUGAAGUGAAAGGUGAAUAUGAAGAUCACGAUCAUUCAUGGAAACAAUGUAAAGAUGUUAAAAUUGGUCCAACAACAAAUGAUAAUGAAUACAAAUGGAAUGGUGAUACGAUCGUUAAUUUAGCAGCGCAUACAUUGAUCGGCUUUGCUGUUCGAUUAGAUAUUGAAAUAAAUGGUAAAUCAGGCAUUGAUAAUAUCCGACGAGCAAGAGCACACAAAAGUUUACCACAACCGCUGAAACUGAAAAUAAUAGUGGAAGAUACGGAUAAUAAAGAAUGUAGUUUAAUUGUUGAACAACAAAAUAUAGCGCUUGAAUUACCAACAAAAGAAAAUUGUAUAUCUCACUGGACGGAAAAAGAUAGUAAUGAUGGACUUCGAGAAAUGAUUGCAUUUGUUUAUGCCGAUGAUUGUGAAACAGAUAAGCGUACAUUUAUUUCUAUGUAUAUCGCUAACGAUGGAAAUAUAAAUAUUCGUUGUGGCAACGAUGUCGGCCGUAGUGGACAAAUUUGGUAUUUAGGUAACGAAAGAGUAAAAUCCUUACAAUCGGAUGCUAGAGAAAAGAAUGUUAAUGAAAUCCCCAUCGAAGAGCAACAUGGAAAUGUACUAGCCCUGUUUGACCCAGAAAACGGAUAUAGACUGUACGCAAUACGAAUUGAAAUAACAACUGGAACAUCAAAAACCGUUGAAACGUUGUUAUUACCAUCAGUGACGUUAGCAAAAUUGGAGUAA